AUGUUGCCUGCCCCAAAUCGACUUGCUGCCUCUAUAAAUGGGUUAGUCUCGGGGUUGGCGAAACAGUCUCUUCGUUUUACCCAACAAUGGGCAGAAAGAAAGAUAUCCAUAGAUGAAAUAAAGAAAGAACGCGCUACACUGAACGCAAAACUAAAGAGGACCGAGAAUAGGACGCUACAGGAAAAGUGGGGUAGUUGCCAGGAAACAAUUGGUAAAGGUGCUUCGGGUGUUGUGAGAGUAUUACAUAGAAUUGAUGAAAAUAAAGUGGAACAUUUGUACGCAGUGAAGGAAUUACGGAAAAAAACGUCUGAGAGUUCGAAAGGAUACAUCAAUCGCCUUAUUGCAGAAUUCUACAUUUCAUCGUCUAUGCAACAUAUUAACAUCAUCAAAACAUUUGAUCUCUUACCUAUGCAUGAGACAUCACCUAUUUAUGGUCAAGUCAUGGAAUAUAGUGGAGGCGGUGAUUUGUUCGAUGUCUUGUACGACUCACCGGAUGGACUGGAUGUGAAUGAAGCCAAUUGCUUUUUUAAACAGUUAAUGUGCGGUGUUUGUUAUUUGCAUGAAAUGGGUGUAGCUCACCGAGAUUUGAAGCCUGAAAAUCUUCUUCUAACAACGACUGGAUGUCUAAAAAUAUCUGAUUUUGGGUCAGCAGCUUGUUUUAAAGAAGACAACGACGAUGACGAUGAUGAAGAAAGUGAUGAUGAUGACAAUGAUUGUAAUAAAAUACAUCUUGUACGUGGUUUAGUCGGAUCAGAACCUUAUAUUGCACCUGAAGAGUUUACGAAAAAAUCUUACGAUGCGCGACUAGUGGAUGUUUGGAGCUGCGGUAUCAUCUAUAUGGCUAUGAGAAAAUCGACGCACUUAUGGCAAGUAGCUAAAAGCGGAGAGGACGAGGCGUAUGACAAAUAUUUGAAAUUCAGACAGUUACUUGAUGAGGAGAGAGAAAAUGCAAGACGCGAGCACUCCAUGAGACGAAAGUUAGAAAAGACAUUAUCAGAGCAAGAUAGACUAGCUGAGCGAGCCAAGAGGGAAGCGGAUGUAGUAAAGGCAAGAGAGACGAUACGUAGAAAGGCAAGAGAUGCUGGCUGUUAUCAUUUUGAAGGAAUCGAUAUCCAUGCUAAAAAGGUCAUGUAUCGUAUAUUGGAUCCAAAUCCAGAAAAGCGUAUUACGGCAAGUGAGGUUUUACAAAGUGACUGGUGCCGUAAUAUCUACAGUUGUGUGCAAGCUGACAGCCAUUGUUAA
Molecule: messenger RNA, 1242 nt
Organism: Mycotypha africana
Lineage: Eukaryota; Fungi; Mucoromycota; Mucoromycetes; Mucorales; Mycotyphaceae
Product: kinase-like domain-containing protein
Exons: 3
Coding region: 1-1242 (413 amino acids)
Biological process (GO): protein phosphorylation; intracellular monoatomic cation homeostasis; intracellular signal transduction
Molecular function (GO): protein serine/threonine kinase activity; ATP binding
Source: RefSeq, a predicted model, not a curated record